This is a messenger RNA of Entelurus aequoreus (snake pipefish), 4567 nucleotides long. Its product is annotated as zinc fingers and homeoboxes protein 1-like. Lineage: Eukaryota; Metazoa; Chordata; Actinopteri; Syngnathiformes; Syngnathidae. The record is from RefSeq and is a predicted model, not a curated record. Gene Ontology annotation, molecular function: DNA-binding transcription factor activity, RNA polymerase II-specific; DNA binding. Bases 321 to 4274 code for a protein of 1317 amino acids. Gene Ontology annotation, biological process: regulation of transcription by RNA polymerase II. Gene Ontology annotation, cellular component: nucleus. The transcript is spliced from 13 exons.
AAGUGUCGGACAAGAAGCCAGCUCUGUUUCCUGCACGAAGUUUGCUUAUUAGACGACAAGGUGGAUUAUUUAUGUGAAAGUUCUGGACUCCUUGUUGUGUGGUUUUAAAUAAGUAAUACGAGUAAACCGCCAACUACGGAGCUAAAGGUUGGUUGUGAUAUUUCAAGUUAGUGCGUAGCAGGAAGUAAAGGAAGCCCAGCAUCGCUAAUAUCCGAGCCGCUCCUGAACGCACCGCGCUGACAGCGGCACAGAAGCAGAAGAUCCUUCAUUGAAAGUCCACUUCAUCCACACCUGGACAGGUGUCACCUGCACUUGGCGCCAUGUCCGUGCUCGGCGUCUACCUUCUCUUUGCAGCUGCACUGAGGGCCAACUGUGACGGGCACUCUCUGACCUACAUCUACACGGCGGUGUCGGAGGGGGCGGUGCUGGCGGGGGCGCAGGAGUUCACGGCGAUGGGCGUGCUGGACGGUCACGUGAUCGACUACUACGACAGCGUUGCCAUGGUGAAGGUGCCCAAGCAGGCGUGGAUGCAACACAACCUGAGCGCCAACUACUGGCAGCGAGGCAGCGAGGCGAGGCGGAGCAAGCAGCGCUGGUUCAAGGUCAACAUGGACAUCGUCCUGCACCGCCUCAGACACAACAGCUCAGGCCUGCACGUCCUGCAGUGGUUGCACGGUUGUCACGGCGACCUGCGGCCCGACGGCAGCGUGCAGUUCCGGCGCGGCUUGGACCGCUUCAGCUACGACGGCCGCAACUUCCUGUCCUUCGACUACGAGCAGGCGGUGUGGGUGGCGGCCUCCGACGCGGCGCUGGAGACCAAGAGGAAGUGGGACGAGGUGCACCUGCUGAAGGACUACACCCGCGCCUACCUGGACAAGGAGUGCGUCACCUGGAUGACUCACUUCCUCAAGUACCAGCGGGACGACGUGGAGCGAGCGCAGCCGCCCGCCCUCCUCCUGUUCGCCAGGAAGUCGCACCUGGCCGACAACCUGCUGCUCACCUGCUUGGCCACGGGCUUCUACCACAAGGACGCCAUCUUGGAGAUCCGGCGCGACCGCCGCACCCUGACCUGGGAGGACGGGGUGACGUCUUCGGGCGUGCGGCCCAACGAGGACUCCACCUUCCAGAGGCGGGACAGCGUGGAGGUGUUGAGCAGCGACGCGGCCGCCUUCACCUGCACGCUCCGCCAUCCUGCGUCCGGUCUCAGCGUGGACGCGCUUUGGGAUGGCGCCACCGUCCACCGAGGACUCAACGGCUUCGCCAUCGCCGCCGCCGUCGUCUCCGCCGCCAUUUGUAUGUCGGUGAUGCUGCUGGUGUGCUGGCGGCUCUGCAGGAGGACCAAAGGGGAGGAGUCAGCAGGUGUGCUUCGCCAGCUGUUAUCGAGUAAAUCAGCAGCGGCUGACCGGUUCCUGCACAGCCAGACGAAAGGCCCCUCACCUACCCACUCGCGGGACUCGAGCGUGGACUCGGGCGUGGACCCGGGCACUGACGCGUCGCCGCAGGAAGUACAAACCCACCCUCUCUGUCCUGGUGCCGCUGCAGAGGACACGCCCGCCGCUGCAGAGGACACGCCCGCCGCUGCAGAGGACACGCCCGCCGCUGUAGAGGACACGCCCGCCGCUGCCCGCCCGCAGGAACCACCCGCUCUUCCCGCCGAGGCACUCGAGUCAGGAUGGACUCCGAGACGCCACAAGGAGGCGCCAUCAACUGAAGCAGCUGCGGAAAAGAUGGCGAGCCGCAGGAAGUCCAGCACGCCAUGCAUGGUCCCUCCUCCGUCGGCUGAGGACGUGAUGGGUGAGGCGGAGUCGGAGGACGCCGGCUCGGACAUUUACUCGCACACGAGCGAGGGCGGCUACGAGUGCAAGUACUGCAGCUUCCGCACGCCACAACUCAACCUGUUUACCGUGCACGUGGACUCGGAGCAUCCCGACGUGGUCACCAACACCUCCUACGUCUGCGUGGAGUGCGACUUCCACACCAGGAGCUACGACGCGCUACUGGCGCACAACGCUCGCCAUCACCCGGGCGAGGGCAACUUCACACGCACCAUGGCGAGACGCAACAACGAGACGGUCUUCCAGCAGACGGUCAACGACCUCACCUUCGACGGCGGCUUCGUCAAGAUGGAAGACGGCGAGGAGGAGGAGGAGGAGGAGGACGUGCGGCGCCAAGGCAUCGCCCUCAGCAAGACCCCCAUCAUGAGGAGCAGGGCGGAGCCCAAAAAGUUCACCGCCUCGCACAAAAUGGCUGUGGAGGACGCCAUCAAGGUGGAGAGCCAGGACGAGUACGACGACGGGCCGCCCACGCUGUCGCCCGCCCCCGUCACUGCCAGCGGGCCGCGACUCGUCCCCGUGUCCUCGCCGCUUCACAUCCAGACGCUGUCCCCGAGCUACGUGGUGAACAACGCCAACGUGCUGCACGUGAAAGGCGGCGGCGGCGGCACCGUACUUCCUGCCGGGACGCUGGCGCAGGUUCUGUCGGCCUUGCAGAACCAUCAGAACCAGACGCAGCUGCUCAUCCCCGUCAGCAGCAUUCCCGCCUACAACGCCGCCAUGGACAACAAUGUCCUGCUGGUCAGCGCCUACAGCAGGUUCCCUUACCCGUCGAUGUCGGAGGUCGCCGCCCUGUCGUCGCAGACCAAGUUCAGCGAGGAGAACGUGAGGGUGUGGUUCUCCGCCCAGCGCCUCAAACAUGGCGUCAGCUGGACGCCCGAGGAGGUGGACGAGGCACGCAGGAAGAAGGCCAACGGCACCGUGCAGACCGUCCCCCAGACCAUCACCGUCAUCCCCGCCAACAUGGCCGCCGCCGCCGCCAACGGCCUGCAGUCCAUCUUCCAGACCUGCCAGAUCGUGGGCCAGCCGGGCCUGGUCCUCGCCCAGGUGGGCGGAGUCGGUGGCACCGUGGGCUCGCCCGUGGCGUUGACCGUCGCACCCGGCAACCGGCCCAAAGCUUCCGAACCAUCCGCGUCGGAGUCCAAGACGGAGAAGGCGGCCUCUUUGGACUCCGCCUCCAAACCCAAGAAGUCCAAAGAGCAGCUGGCGGAGCUGAAGGCGAGCUACGGCAGGCGGCAGUUUGCCAGCGAGGCGGAGAUCUCUCGCCUCAUGCAGAUCACCAAGCUGUCCAAGCGCGCCAUCAAGAAGUGGUUCAGCGACACGCGCUACAAUCAGAGGAACGCCAAGGAGCAGCACGCCGACGCCAAGGAGCAGCACGCCGACGCCAAGGAGCAGCACGCCGAUGCCAGGGCAGCGGCGCCGGAUGGAGGCGGAAGGAGCGGCGCUAGCGACAGCGCCGCCGGUGAUGAGGUCGGCGCCAUUGUCAUCGACUCUAGCGACGACGCCAGUGACGCCCCGCCGCUGACUGCCCCCUCCCUGGACUCGCCCCGCCCCCCCCGGGAUCGCCGGGCCAGCCUCCGCCACGCCUUCCCGGACUUCACGCCCCAGAAGUUCAAAGAGAAGACCUCGGAGCAGCUCCUGGGCCUGGAGUCCAGCUUCCGCCAGUGCGACACGCCAUCGGACGAGGAGCUGAUGCGUCUGCGGGCGCAGACCAAGCUGACGCGGCGGGAGGUGGACGCCUGGUUCAUCGAGAGACGCAAGACUCGGGACGCGCCGCCGUCGCCGCACAGCCCAGAUGGCGGCGACGCGGCUGAGCCCGCCGCCCGAGAUCGCCACACCACGGCGGGCCGCAAGGUGCUGAAGAAAACGCCGCAGCAGCUGGACAUGCUGAAGAAGGCCUUCGUUCGGUCGCAGUGGCCCAGCGCCCAGGACUACGACAAGAUGGCGGAGGACAGCGGUCUGCCGCGCUCCUACGUGGUCAACUGGUUUGGUGACACGCGCUACGCCUGUAAGAACUCCAACCUCAAGUGGUUCUACCUCUACCGCAGCGGCAAGGUAGAGGAGGGAGUCAACAAUGGCAGCAAAGUCCACAAGAAGUCCAGGAAGCGACACCGUAAUUGGUCCACUAGAACACGGAGACCCUAUCCUUGCAAGUCUUCUCCACAGGGGGGCGCUGCUCCCAGCAAGCAGGCCAUGAGCGGCCAGGCGUUGCUGAAGGAGCACUACCUCCAUCACGGGGUGGUGAGGGAUGAGGAGGUGCAGGCGUUGGCGGCGCAGGCGGACAUGAGCGAGCAGGAAGUGAGGGUGUGGUUCAGUGGGCGAGCGCAGGAAGACGGGGAGAUGUUGAGCGAGGAGGAAGCACUUGAAGGUGAGCUGAAAGAAGAAGCUUCUGACGACAUGGAGGAGCAAGUGUCUCCUGGUGCAAAGUCACAGCCGACGUAAGCAUGGUGGUGGUGGUGGUGGUGGUGGUGUUGUUGUGACACCACCAUGCUGCACCUCCAAAUGUUGUUGUGACACCACCAUGCUGCACCUCCAAAUGGACACUUUUAUUGUGGCGGCUUUCAUACCUUUUUUCUUUCUUUCACUUUGUAUGACAAAGAUUGCAAAUAUUUCUCAGAGUGACGCCUCUUGUAUUCAACAUUUCUUCCAAGCUGACCUUGGAGGACUUUUAUUGUGAAAGGCACUAGGAAGUCCAAUCAGUGGCAUCAAGCGUGUUUAUGCUGAAUAAACAUGAA